Molecule: messenger RNA, 1395 nt
Organism: Eubalaena glacialis (North Atlantic right whale)
Lineage: Eukaryota; Metazoa; Chordata; Mammalia; Artiodactyla; Balaenidae
Gene: BUB3
Product: BUB3 mitotic checkpoint protein
Exons: 8
Coding region: 77-1057 (326 amino acids)
Biological process (GO): mitotic spindle assembly checkpoint signaling
Cellular component (GO): mitotic checkpoint complex; kinetochore; bub1-bub3 complex
Molecular function (GO): ubiquitin binding
Source: RefSeq, a predicted model, not a curated record
CGUCCCGCUCGCGAGAGCUUCGAGGGAAGCUAGGCGGCGGCGAGUAGCGGUGAAGUUGCUUCUGAGGGAGCCUAAGAUGACCGGUUCUAACGAGUUCAAGCUGAACCAGCCACCCGAGGACGGCAUCUCCUCGGUGAAGUUCAGCCCGAACACCUCCCAGUUCCUGUUGGUCUCCUCCUGGGACACGUCCGUGCGCCUCUACGAUGUGCCGGCCAAUUCCAUGCGGCUCAAGUACCAGCACACCGGCGCCGUCCUGGACUGCGCUUUCUACGAUCCAACACAUGCCUGGAGUGGGGGAUUAGACCAUCAAUUGAAAAUGCAUGAUUUGAACACUGAUCAAGAAAAUCUUGUUGGAACCCAUGAUGCCCCUAUCAGAUGUGUUGAAUACUGUCCAGAAGUGAAUGUGAUGGUUACUGGGAGUUGGGAUCAGACAGUUAAAUUGUGGGAUCCCAGAACCCCUUGUAAUGCUGGGACCUUCUCUCAGCCUGAAAAGGUGUAUACCCUCUCAGUGUCCGGAGACCGGCUGAUUGUGGGCACCGCAGGCCGCAGAGUGUUGGUGUGGGACUUACGGAACAUGGGCUACGUGCAGCAGCGCCGGGAGUCCAGCCUCAAGUACCAGACGCGCUGCAUACGAGCAUUUCCAAACAAGCAGGGUUAUGUAUUAAGCUCUAUUGAAGGCCGAGUGGCAGUUGAGUACUUGGACCCAAGCCCUGAGGUACAGAAGAAGAAGUAUGCCUUCAAGUGUCACAGACUAAAAGAAAAUAAUAUUGAGCAAAUUUACCCAGUCAACGCCAUUUCGUUUCACAACAUCCACAAUACCUUUGCCACAGGUGGUUCUGAUGGAUUUGUAAAUAUUUGGGAUCCAUUUAACAAAAAGCGACUGUGCCAGUUCCAUCGGUACCCCACCAGCAUUGCGUCACUCGCCUUCAGUAAUGAUGGGACUACGCUUGCAAUAGCAUCAUCGUAUAUGUAUGAAAUGGAUGACACGGAACAUCCCGAAGAUGGUAUCUUCAUUCGCCAAGUGACAGAUGCAGAAACAAAACCCAAGUCCACCUAAUCAUCUCGUGAAAGUGGUUUCUCUAUGGAAAGCUUUGUUUUGCUUCCUACAAAUACAUGCUUAUCCCCUAAGGGAUGCGUUAUAGUCAUUGUGGACGCGUUAUUUAGUAUGUGGAUUUCUCUGUUUUCUGUCUUGCAAAAAACUUGUCUGUGUGCCCUUUCAUACUGACUGUGUGUAGGAUGAGGAGUCUUUGUGUCCUUUUGCAGUAGUCUGAAGAAUUGUUUUUUCGCCCAGCAAGCCCAGUUGCUGUGUAUGAGCAGCUUGAGCUCCUUUUGUAAAAUAACCUAAACCUGUUAAUUCCAUGCUGUCUAAUAAAUCAGAGAUUCAGAACCCUUAAA